AAAAAAAGUUGGUUUCUUGAGAGGUACUUCAGGAAGAAGUGAAAUAUUUUGAGGUCAUAUACAUUCACAAAAUACAGACCCCCUUCUAAGUUUUCUGUACCCACCAUUACUACACAUCUUCUCAUUCAAGCAACCCCUUGAUAAAUACUCUAUCUUCAUGUUUUUGAAGUGUAUGUAUUCAUAGUCAUAUCUUGAAUCACACUGUAGGUCUGAGAUUUUGAUCAGAAAUACCUACAAAUGGUUUGAAUUCUUCAGACAUAUCUACUGCCGGAAACACUGUGUUUUUUUUCCCGGUCUCUCGGCCGUUGUUUUACAUUUUAUCUUUAAUGGUUCUUUCUUGUAAUUAAGUUUCAUCAAAGUUUGUUUUGUUAUUUGAGAGAGGGAGAGGGGACGGACUGAAGAUGGGUGAAAUGGCUGCUCCUCCUGAGCAAUAUCCACAAGUUGAUGAUAUUGAGAAGAAUAGAUCAGGUUGUGGUAUUGGUAUUUCAAAUUUAUACAACGGAGUUUUCCGGCGGCCGAAGUUUUGGCCGAUGAGGAGAACAUCAUCAACAAGCUCUAUUCCGGCAAAUCCAAAUGACCUUCUCUCUCUCUCAUCCUUCAGUUCAUAUUCGAAAAGAAGACGUGGUGGUUCCAGUGACACCGCCUUUCUCGAAGCCAUUAAAUUAGCCGACUCACCACGGCUACAACCACCACAACCUCAAACUCGGCAACCGGAAGUUCAGAAACCGAUCACCAAGCAAAGUCAUUCUAAUUCACCGAGAAGUAUUCUGAAAAAAUCAAAUUUGUCGAAUGGUUUAAGCAAUACUACAAAGGUUGCAGCAAACCAGAACGGGCAAUCAGCACAAGGAAAGAAGGUGCCGAAAGAGUCUAUAGGCUUGUCCGGCGAGCUUGAUUUGAUGAUUAUCGAUCAUCAGCGUUCGAAAGCCGCAGCUGGUGGACUUGUUAGAGCUUCAUCGAGUAAUGUAAUGCUUCAUGGUCAUUUGGGUAAUCUGAGACAGCCAGGAGCCAAAAACUCAAAUGCGAAUGGUUCGAAUUCAACAGGGAAUAGCGUAAUGGGUAACAUAGUUAGGAAUAACAAUAAGAGUAGUAGUUAUCAGAAAGAUCAACAAUCGUCUCCGUCAGGUCCGAAUUUAUGUCGAGCUUUGUCAACCAGUAGGUAUGAUUCUGGGGCAUUGAAGGAAAUGGGUAACGAAGAGUAUAAGAAAGGGAAAUUUGUUGAGGCUUUAGCUUUGUAUGACCGAGCAAUUGCCAUGAACCCGGAGAAAGCGUCUUACCGGAGUAACAAAAGCGCUGCAUUGACGGGUUUAGGCCGGAUUCUUGAUGCAGCGGUUGAGUGUAAAGAAGCUAUUAGAAUUGACCCUUCUUAUCACAGAGCUCAUCACAGAUUAGCAACACUCUAUCUCAGAUUGGGAGACGCCGAGACCGCUCUGCACCAUUUUAAGAAUUCAGGAAAAGAAGCCAAAUCAAGUGAGAUUAAUCAAGCGCAAAGUCUUCAAACUCAUCUCAAAUAUUGCAAUGAAGCAAAGAAACAAAAAGAUUGGAACGCAGUUCUACAAAGAACCCGGUUCGCGAUAUCGUCUUGUGCAGAUUCAGCCCCACAGAUUUUCGCUCUACAAGCCCAAGCCUUGUUAAAACUCAGCAAACAUGAAGAGGCAGACGCUUUGCUAAUGAAAGCACCAGCUUUUGACGUGGAUGCCUGUACGGAAUUCUUCGGUCCCUCUGCCAAUGCGCAAUUAUUACAAGUACGAGCACAAGUUGACUUGGCCUCCGGCAGGUUUGACAAUGCCGUGGCAUUGGCUCGAAAAGCAGUCCAACUUGAUUCCAGCAACAAGGAAGUGAAUGGGGUUCUGAGAAAGGCACGAGCAGUGGCGUCAGCCCGAUCCCAAGGAAACGAGUUGUUCAAGGCAUCAAAAUUUUCAGAAGCAAGUGCUGCAUACAGUGAAGGACUUGAAUAUGAUCCAUACAACUCAAUUUUGUUAUGCAAUCGAGCUACUUGCCGAUCUAAACUUGGGCAAUUUGAAAGAGCUAUUGAAGAUUGUACGAGUGCUCUUAGUGUAAGACCAUCUUACACUAAAGCUAGGUUAAGGAGAGCUGAUUGCAAUGGCAAGCUGGAACGUUGGGAAGCUUCAAUACAAGAUUACGAGAAGUUGAUAAGAGAAACACCGGGAGAUGAAGAAGUGAGCCGUGCAUUAUUUGAUGCGCAAGUCCAACUCAAGAAACAACGUGGUGAAGAUGUUGAGGGCAUGAAAUUUGGUACUGACGUGAUUGUCAUUACCAACCAUGAACGUUUCAGACAUUUCGUUACCUCACCUGGUAUGUCAGUGGUGCUAUUUUGCAAUAAACAUAAUGAUAAACAAGGAUUGAAUUUUCUGGAGAAACUCUCUAAGAGAUACCCUUCUGUCAAUUUUCUCAAGGUGGAUGUUGAGGAGCACCCAUAUAUAUCAAAAUCAGAAGAGGUUAGUGGUGGCUCAUUACCAACUUUCAAGAUAUACAAAAAUGGUUCAAGAGUACAAGAUAUUCCUGGAAACAACCAUGAAUUGUUAGAAAGAUCUGUUCAGUAUUACACAACUUGAAUACCAAAAGAGAAGCCCAAAAGCAUACAUAAUUGGGGAAGAAACACUAACUUAGCUUGUUUUUGUGUGUGGUUUGCUUGUUCGUGAGAGGGUAUAAUUAGAAAGGAAAGAAAAAAUCAGUUUGCGUAGUUGUGUUACUAAUUGGUGUGAUAUAGAUUAAGAUAUUUCGUAGGAUUUUAAUUGUGUGUACGUAGUUUAUAUGCAUGUUUGUACUUUGGAAAAUAUGAUCAAAAAUUUAUCUUAUUUUUUAUCAAGUUCGUCACACUCUCUAACGAGUGUUCACGUAACAUUUUGAUUUUA
Papaver somniferum (opium poppy) is the source of this 2873-nucleotide messenger RNA. Its product is annotated as TPR repeat-containing thioredoxin TTL1-like. The coding region runs from base 402 to 2573 and encodes 723 amino acids. Lineage: Eukaryota; Viridiplantae; Streptophyta; Magnoliopsida; Ranunculales; Papaveraceae. The transcript is spliced from 7 exons. The record is from RefSeq and is a predicted model, not a curated record. Gene Ontology annotation, molecular function: protein binding. Gene Ontology annotation, cellular component: cytoplasm.